This is a messenger RNA of Dichomitus squalens LYAD-421 SS1, 816 nucleotides long. RefSeq lists its product as uncharacterized. The transcript is spliced from 4 exons. Lineage: Eukaryota; Fungi; Basidiomycota; Agaricomycetes; Polyporales; Polyporaceae. The coding region runs from base 1 to 816 and encodes 271 amino acids. The record is from RefSeq and is a predicted model, not a curated record.
AUGAUCGCCCUCCUCGCACGCGUGCUCCUCCUUGCCGCUUGCGCGACCGCUGUCCUCACGGCCCCCGAGCCUUCUCGGACGACCCGCAAUCUAUCCGACAACCUCUACCCCGUCGACGUCGUGACCAAGCCCGUCGCACUGAGGGACAUCGUCCCGCUCACGAAUGCACAACGCCUCGCACGGGGGCUACCCCCGAACCCUCCUCGUCGCCGCUCGAGGACGGCUCGCGCCCUCCAGCCUCGCCAGUCGUCCACCUGUGUGGCGCAGACGGGCACUAUCGCAGUGUCGACCGGGGGAUAUCUGUCGGCCACCGCUACAUCGUACGGCGAGUACUCGUCGACCACCGACGUCUCGCAAGCGCUCUUGGUGUCGUUCUGUGUGGACACCACGGUGGGCACGACCUUCGAUCUGCAGACUUUAAACGGCUUGUCUGCUUACCCCUACCUCGGGGCGGUCCAAGGGUUCGCCGAUAGGAGUCGGGACUUGGCGGCGGGGUCGUUCAAUUACUACUACAUCGCGGGCACUGAGCAAACUGCCCGUGGGCCCGCGGUACCGGGUGUCAACUCGUUCUCCGCCGCAGCGGGCGUAGCGGAGGCGGUCGAGAGCAACAUUUGGACACUCACGGAUACGAACGAGCUCGUCCCGUCGUUCGUCAACUCGGACGGUACCGCCGUCACCCCGUCGAUCGUGUACGUCUCGUCGUCCAACGCGUUCGCGAUCACUAGCGAUGUGGGCGCGUUCACCUCCAACUUCGGCGCCGCACAGCCUGUGACGUUUACGUUCGUCCCCGCAACGGCGGCGACGGUGCCGGUCUGA